This is a messenger RNA of Coffea eugenioides, 654 nucleotides long. RefSeq lists its product as uncharacterized. Lineage: Eukaryota; Viridiplantae; Streptophyta; Magnoliopsida; Gentianales; Rubiaceae. The transcript has 2 exons. The record is from RefSeq and is a predicted model, not a curated record. Bases 1 to 654 code for a protein of 217 amino acids.
AUGAAGCUGAUUUGGUGUCCUGAAAUAGCAGCAAAAGCUUAUAUUGACACUGUGAAAUUCUGUGGCCUUUCCAUGGAAUCCAGUGCUCCAGAGUUGAUAUCUGCAAUGGCCGGUGGAUGGAACGCGAAGCUAAUCGUCGAAGCGUGGACUAAUGGUGGCGCUGCCCCAAAAAAUAGCAUCGGUCUUGCAAUCGCCGCUCGUCACUCCGGUGGAAGGCACGUAUGCAUUGUAGCUGAUGAAAAGUCAAGACAAGAAUAUACUUGUGCCAUGCAAAACAGGCCUGCAGGCAUAGCAUUACCGGAAGUCAUGGUAGGAGAGGCCGAGGAGUUGAUGGGAAGACUAACUGGUAUUGAUUUUCUGGUUGUUGAUGGCCAUUGCAAGGAUUUUACCAGGGUCUUUAGUUUUGCCAAGUUUAGCCAUCUUGGUGCAGUUUUAGUAUGUAAAAAUGCUAGUAGAAAGACCUUUUCUUGGUUCAGAUGGAAUAAAGUUCUUGAUAGUGCAGUCAGCGUCGUGAAUUCAAGAAAUCUGCCAAUUGGGAGUGGAAUUGAUAUCGCAUAUGUUGCAGGUGAAAAACGAUGCUCAGGGAAAGUCACCAAAGGUUGGAUCACGCACAUGGAUCAGCAGUCCGGAGAGGAGCAUGUUUUCCGCAGAUAA